CGCGCGGGCGGCGCUCUGGCGCGGGCGGCUCUAUGGUGGCGGCCUUUGGCGCGGCGGCGCUUCCGGCGGGCGCGGGGGCCUGUGGGGGAUCGCCGCGCGCCACUUCUGCCCGCCGGUGCUGAGGGAGCGGAGCCGCCAUGUCUCACACAAUUCUACUUGUCCAGCCUACCAAGAGGCCAGAAGGCAGAACAUAUGCUGACUAUGAAUCGGUGAAUGAGUGCAUGGAAGGAGUCUGUAAAAUGUAUGAAGAGCAUCUGAAGAGAAUGAAUCCCAACAGUCCAUCCAUAACGUACGAUAUCAGCCAAUUGUUUGACUUCAUUGAUGACCUGGCAGACCUCAGCUGUCUUGUUUACCGUGCUGAUACUCAGACAUACCAACCAUACAACAAAGACUGGAUAAAGGAGAAGAUCUACGUCCUCCUCCGCAGGCAGGCCCAGCAAGCAAGCAAAUAAUGAGGGCAGCCUCGCUACGUGGGUUUGGGGAGGGUUUGGAACAACAGGUGUGUACAGAGUGUAGUAGUGAACGUUUUGUAUUACAGUCAUCCUGUUGCCAUCUUGAUAAACUUGUUAGCCAGGACUGAUUGUCUUUUUAGAGAUACGAGGAUUUUGUUGGAUUCGACUUUUUUUCAGUGAAAAUGGAGAAGAACGUACAUCUUCAGCAGAGUUCUGGGUUUUUUUCCUCCAGUUUGCUAAUGGUCCUACCUUAUUUGAACCCCUGGGGCUGUUCACAUUGUACUUCACCACAUUUGCUGUAUGUGCCCUUCUGUGGGUUCUUAACAUUCAUUUAUGUCCUCGAGAUGUCUUAAUGGGAAAUAAAAAACGACCCUUUAGUUAAA
This is a messenger RNA of Prinia subflava (tawny-flanked prinia), 835 nucleotides long. RefSeq names its product ERH mRNA splicing and mitosis factor (gene ERH). Lineage: Eukaryota; Metazoa; Chordata; Aves; Passeriformes; Cisticolidae. The coding region runs from base 138 to 452 and encodes 104 amino acids. The transcript has 4 exons. The record is from RefSeq and is a predicted model, not a curated record.